UCUCUUCUUCUAAAGAAACCUGAAAUUUCGAUUUCAAUCGGCGUACGGAGAAGCCCUAAUAUAAUUCCACCACCAGCGAGCGCAUAUUCACGGCCACGGGACUUCAAUUAAUUGAGAUUCUCUAUCGUAUCCACCAUAGCCAUAGCCACUUUGGGAAUUGUAAUACGAGAUGUUCAAGAACACCUUCCAGUCAGGGUUUCUUUCCAUUUUAUACAGCCUUGGGAGCAAGCCAUUGCAGAUCUGGGACAAGGAAAUUGUUGAUGGCCAGAUUAAACGAUUACAAGAUGAAGACAUACACUCCAAUGUUCUUGAACUAGUAGGAACAAACGUACAAUCAACCUUCAUCACUUGCCCUGCAGAUCCAGCCGCAACACUUGGUAUAAAGUUGCCCUUCUUAGUUAUGAUAGUUAAAAAUAUGAAGAAGUAUUUCACGUUUGAGAUCCAAGUGCUGGAUGACAAGAAUGUGAGGCGAAGAUUCCGAGCUUCUAAUUUUCAAGCUGUGACUAGAGUUAAGCCAUAUAUUUGCACAAUGCCCUUGAAAUUGGACGAGGGAUGGAAUCAAAUUCAAUUAAAUCUUGCUGAUUUAGUUAGACGUGCAUAUGGGACCAACUAUGUUGAGACAUUGAGAGUUCAAGUUCAUGCAAAUUGUCGGCUAAGAAGGAUUUAUUUCUCUGACCGCCUUUAUUCUGAGGAAGAACUUCCUCCAGAAUUCAAGCUUUAUCUGCCUAUGCAGAAACCAUAAAGGUUCAUCCGAAGGCUCUCGGAAAGCUGUUAAACAAAUGGGUCUGCUCGAAUGGUGAGCCAUUCAAUGCAAUAUUGUUGCACUUUAUCUUUUUCUUUUUAGUUAAUGACUGAAAAACAAUUUUAUCUUUUGCCUAUGUAUAAUGCAUGUGUAACAGCUUUUAUAUGUUCUUAAUGCAAAACAAUUGACAUUUAAUAUUGAA
Molecule: messenger RNA, 944 nt
Organism: Impatiens glandulifera
Lineage: Eukaryota; Viridiplantae; Streptophyta; Magnoliopsida; Ericales; Balsaminaceae
Product: cilia- and flagella-associated protein 20
Exons: 6
Coding region: 170-742 (190 amino acids)
Source: RefSeq, a predicted model, not a curated record